This is a messenger RNA of Castor canadensis (American beaver), 1443 nucleotides long. Lineage: Eukaryota; Metazoa; Chordata; Mammalia; Rodentia; Castoridae. The record is from RefSeq and is a predicted model, not a curated record.
AUGGCGAUUCGCGUUCUGGGGCCGCGCCGGGAAGGAUUGGCCGAGGAGAAAGAAAGAGUGAUAGAGAGAGAGAAAGAGACGGAGAGAUCGAGUGAGCGAGCGAGCUGCAGGAGAAGGAAGGCAGCUCUCCCUCCCUCCCUCCCUCCGCCGCGGGCCGGGCGCGCAGCAGCGCCUCUCCGGCCAUGGCCCUGCGCUCGCCCAGCGCCCCGGGCUCCUAAGGCGUCCGCGGCCCCUGAGAGCUGGAUGCACUGGGUUGAGAGUGGAGCGCAGAGCGAAAAGUCAGAGCCUGAUCUUGCUCGCUUUGAACUUGAAGAAGUCUCUUUGGAACAUCAAGGCAUUCUGCAGGAGUUGCUGGAAAGCUGCAACUUCGCAUGGAUCCCGGGCCUGGGGACCAGAGGCGACAUCCGAGGGUGGGACUGGGCAGUGCGACUUGGUACGCGCGUGUGUGGCGGUGGGCGCACCGGGACAGCUUGGGGACUCGGUGAAGAGGGACACACACCCACCACACACAGCAUGGCAGUGUCCAGAGGCGAGGCCGCCGUGGCGGGCGGGGACUUUACCUCCCCGAAGGGCUCGGGCUGCCGCGGCUGCUGGGGAGCCUCGGCGCUGCAGCCUCUCCGGCGCGCGGGGAAACUUUCCUGGGGGCUGUGCGCGGGCUCGACGUCCCUGCUGCUGGCGCUGCUGGUGCGGCUGGUCCGCGGGGAGAUCGGCUGCGAGCCGGAGCCCAGGAAGGAGGUGGCGGGCCCGGGCGCAGAAGGGGGCGUCGGCCCUGGCGCUCGGGGAGGCGCCCCCGGGGGCGGCGCGCAGCUCAGCCCCUGGCUGCAGCCCUCGGCGCUGCUCGUCAGUCUGCUGGGCGCCUUCUUCUGGAUGGGCUUGUACCUCCUGCGCGCCGGGGUGCGCCUGCCUCUGGCCGUCGCGCUGCUGGCCGCCUGCUGCGGGGGGGAAGCGCUCGUCCAGAUUGGGCUGGGCGUCGGGGAGGAUCGCCUACUGUCGCUCCCCGCCGCGGGGGUGGUGCUCAGCUGCCUGACCGCCGCGACAUGGCUGUUGCUGAGGCUGAGGCUGGGCGUCCUCAUGAUCGCCUUGACUAGCGCGGUUAGGACCGUGUCCCUCACUUCCUUGGAGAGGUUCAAGGUCGCCUGGAGACCUUACCUGGCGUACUUGGCCGGCGUGCUGGGGAUCCUCCUGGCUGGGUACCUGGAGCAAAUCUUGCCGCAGUCCGUGGGGGCGGCUCCCAAGGAGCAUUUGGGGUCCCUGCGGAUCGCUGGGACCAAGGAAGACAUCCCCGUGUUUAAGAGGAGGAGGAGGUCCAGCUCCGUGGUGUCCGCCGAGAUGUCGGGCUGUGGCAGCAAGUCGCACCGGAGGACCUCCCUGCCCUGUAUACCCAGGGAACAGCUCAUGGGACAUUCAGAAUGGGAUCACAAAAGAGGGCCACGAGGAUCACAG